CACUUCUAACCUCACUUGUUUGUUAUUGUAAUUUUUCCGGUUGUGUAUAUUAGCAGAAACAUGUCAAACUCAUUAGUUGACAGAAGAGAAAAUGCCCAUGAAGAAAGUAUUUGGAGCUGCGCUUGGGGCCGAUAUGUGCCCGACAAAAGGCAGGACGAUCAAGACGAUGACGACGACGACAAAUCUAGAGAUUCAAAUAUGUCAGACGAUGGUCCUGUUGAAUAUAUUGUAACAGGUGGUCUGGAUGAUCUCGUCAAAGUUUGGGAACUGCAAGAUGAUACUUUACAUUUGAAAUCAAAAUUAGAAGGACAUUCUCUAGGAGUUGUGUCUGUGGCUAUUAGUCAUGGAGGAAAUUUGUGUGCUUCAAGCUCCUUAGAUUCAAGUAUGAGAAUAUGGGACCUUGAAAAGGGAGAGAAAAUUGCAAAUGUAGAUGUAGGACCUGUAGAUUUGUGGACAGUUGCUUUCAGUCCUGAUGACAAACAUGUUAUAUCAGGCUCUUAUAAUGGAAAGAUUACUCAGUAUAGCACAGAAACUGCUAAACCAGAGCAGAGUUUUGAAAGCAGUGGAAAAUUUACAGUUAGCAUUGCAUAUAGUCCUGAUGGAAAAUAUAUUGCUAGUGGAGCUAUUGAUGGAAUUAUUAAAAUAUUUGAUGUACAAACAAGUAAACUUUGCCACACAUUGGAAGGUCACGCAAUGCCUAUAAGAUCUCUGUGUUUUUCACCAGAUUCUCAGCUUUUGUUAACAGCAUCUGAUGAUGGUCAUAUGAAAUUGUAUGAUGUGCAAAAUACAGAUGUAGAUGUAGUUGGUACAUUAUCGGGACAUGCGUCAUGGGUUUUAAGUGUUGCAUUUUCACCUGAUGGUACUCAUUUUGUAUCAGGUAGUGCUGACACAACUGUUAAAGUCUGGGAACUGGCAUCAAGACAAUGUGUGGAAACUUUCAAUAAACACACUGAUCAAGUUUGGGGUGUGAAAUUUAGUCCAGAUAGUAGCAAAAUUAUUUCAGUAUCAGAAGACAAAAGCAUUAACGUCUACAAUGCCAGGUCUUGAUACGUUUUAAUAUUGUUGGAAUUACACACAAUAGAUAUUUUUAAGUAACGUUUUUUCCUUUUUUUACAAGAAAUUGUAAAAAAUUAUAAACUUCUACAAAUAGAGUAAUUUUGAUUGAGAACAUCCAAUCUUAAUUGUUUGAUACAAUUUGACUGUAACUGUGAAAGUUAUACAUAGAAUAAAUUGUUUCCAAUAAGUAUUCUUCACUUCUGGUAACUGUGGUUACUUCAGUGGUGUUUUUCACACAUGUAGUUUUGUAAAUUGUAUUGACUUAUUUAAUAAAAUUUAAUUUAUAA
This is a messenger RNA of Aethina tumida (small hive beetle), 1343 nucleotides long. RefSeq names its product WD repeat-containing protein 61. The record is from RefSeq and is a predicted model, not a curated record. The coding region runs from base 61 to 1047 and encodes 328 amino acids. The transcript has 7 exons. NCBI's taxonomy places the organism in Eukaryota, Metazoa, Arthropoda, Insecta, Coleoptera, Nitidulidae. Gene Ontology annotation, cellular component: Cdc73/Paf1 complex. Gene Ontology annotation, molecular function: protein binding.